AUGAGUCAGGAAGUGAGAUGUAGUAAAGUGUUUAUAAAUUAGUAGUGUUGAAGAUUUAUUUCAGGCUGUAUAUCGACAGCUGGUAAGCCUGAAGUUACAAACUUGACAAAAAACAUAAAUCAGCGACAUAGAACCUCGUCAAAUAAAUUUAGUUUUAUUCGCCUAUAGGAUCUUUCAAAACAUUCAUAAGUCUUUCUCUUGUGAACUGUGAAAAUUAGAUUAUAAAUUCUGGAGAAUGCCAUUUCUGAAGGGUGGACGUGCUGCGGUGACAAGGACUAAAAAGUACUUAGAAGCUGGACGAAUACUUCUGAAUGAUGGUGUCAAGAUUAUUGUCAUCAAUCAUGUCCCCGGAGCAGAAAUAUCACAUGGAUGUGAUGAGUUCAUUAAGUGGCAUUUACCUCCUUUACAAUUCAGAAAUCCAAACGUUCAGAUAAUUACGUUCAAAAAUAUGUGUCCGACUCCAUUUAUUAAAAUUUAUCUUGAAAAAAACGAAGAACAAGUGGUGAAUUGUGCCUUUCGAAAGAAUCCCGAUAUCUAUGAUCACCUAAUUACACUUCUUGGGAAAACUGCUUCAUCUGAGAGUUCCUUAGUGAAUGAUUUGACUACAAAAAACCCAUCAAGUUUUGGCACCGAGUUCCCGCGCCAAUGUAUAUGCGAAUUAUACGGUCAAAUGCCUUGCUCGUCUAAUAUUGGGAAACCGAAGCUAUGGCCAAAUUUGGAAUAUACAUUGCCUCCGGUGGAUACAGAAUGGUUUAAAAACGCGACGGAUACUAGUGUUACAAAUGAUGGAUAG
Messenger RNA from Schistosoma intercalatum, 793 nucleotides. Lineage: Eukaryota; Metazoa; Platyhelminthes; Trematoda; Strigeidida; Schistosomatidae. The record is from the annotation of a GenBank genome assembly.